This is a messenger RNA of Cylicocyclus nassatus, 674 nucleotides long. NCBI's taxonomy places the organism in Eukaryota, Metazoa, Nematoda, Chromadorea, Rhabditida, Strongylidae. The record is from the annotation of a GenBank genome assembly.
AUGCAGUUGCAGGAUUACACAAAUGAAGAUUUGGUGCAUGUCAUUGACUGGCGUCGUAAAAAGUGGUGUCAGCGAUUAUGCAAACUGGGACUGAUAUAUUAUAUCAAACGUAGUACAUACUGCAAUUACCAAAUAGCAUCGAACUAUUCACUGAUGUCUCGCCCAAUUACUCUUUUGCUCCUGGCAUCCUUAAUCCCCCAGUCGACCUGUUUUCUUGGCUUGGGAAGAUUGCAGUCAGUGGCAGUAAAAGGAGUUUUGGAAUGUAACGGAGCGCCAGCAAAAGAUGUCAAGGUUAGGCUUUACGACAAGCAGAUAUUUUUUGACAAGAGACUGGACGAAGGGAGGACACUUACGUCCGGCAGCUUCUAUCUUUCCGGAAGCAAACGAGAAAUUACUAACAUCGAUCCCAGACUUUACAUCUACCACUCAUGCAAUCUCCACGGACCCUGCUCCAGAAAGGUGGUGAUGACCAUCCCUGACAGCUUCAUAACUAGCGGUCGAAAUCCGCAGAAGGUGUUCAACAUCGGAAGGGUCAACCUUGCCGCCAAGACCAGGGGAGAAUCUAUAACCUGUUUGCAUUGAAAUCAUUAGAAUUGUCGUUUUUCUCUUCAGCAAUUUCGAAUAUUAAAUAUGCAUUAAUUUGAAACAUGUUUUCAAGAUAAAUUUUACACGAC